ACGUGAACGCACCACAAAAUCAAAAUGGCGUGCUCGUUUCGACGAGCGUCCUCGCAGCACCAGUUCGCCAACGGCGGCUCCGGGGGCAAGAAGCCGGAGUUCAGGUCCAGGCAGUCCUCGAUACACCAUCCAGGGAAUGGUGAGGAUGAGGAGAGGAACACGCUGACGCUGAAGCAUCUCAGUGAGGCGCUGCAAUUGCUCACUGCGCCUUCGAACGAGUCCCUCCACGCAGCUGUGACGUCAUUAACGAAGAAUCAAGCGGAGCACUAUGACAGAUAUAACUGUCUAAGAAGAUUACCAGACGACAUCAGGACAUGCAGAAAUUAUGCGUAUUUACAAGAAAUAUAUGAUGCGGUACGAGCGACUGAUAGUGUAAGCACGGAAGACUUCAUGGCGAAACUAGGGGAAUAUCUAAUACUAACAGCGUUCUCCCAUAAUUGUCGAAUAGAGCGCGCGUAUAAAUGUCUAGGCACCAACCUCAUCGAAUUUCUGCACACACUCGACAGUGUACAUGACGUUCUACAUGACCAGGACGACGCGCAAAAAGACGAUUCUCAAGAUUACGAGGCCGCCUUCGUCUGCACAACAUCGAAAGAAGACAAGAUCGAGCUACACCUGACGACGGAAAGCGAACCGGUGGCGUACCUCCUCGUGGGGAGUCUGAGGACAAUUGCCAGGAGGCUAUAUGAUACACAGACCGAUAUAAGACUGACCAGUUAUACUAAUGAUCCUAGAAGAUUUAGAUAUGAAAUUAACGCCGUACCCGUGUGUCAGAAGUCAAAAGUGGACAGCUCCGAAGCGUUGAACGAGGCUGGAGCUGUGGCUAAUUCAAGCAAAGUGACAGAUCUAAGGAUCGGCGUGGCAAGUUUCUGCAAAGCAUUUCCAUGGCAUUUCGUGACUGACAGACGUUUGGAGCUUGUGCAGCUUGGCUCAGGAUUCAUGCGUCUAUUUGGCACGGAGCUCGCGUCGCGUGGAUCCAGUCUAAACACAUACUUCAGGCUGCUGCGGCCCCGUGGAGUUCCCCUAGACUUCCGCGAGAUUCUGAAGCGAGUGAAUACUCCGUUCAUGUUCGCGAUCAACAUUCCUGGCGCGGUGACUGCUGCUGAGGGCUUGGAAAUAAAGGGUCAGAUGGUGUUCUGCCCAGAAUCCGACUCGCUCCUGUUCGUCGGCUCCCCCUUCCUAGAUGGCCUGGAAGGCCUCACUGGACGCGGUCUCUUCAUCUCUGACAUUCCACUGCAUGAUGCCACGAGAGACGUGAUACUAGUUGGAGAACAGGCUAGAGCUCAGGAUGGUCUUCGAAGAAGAAUGGACAAGUUAAAGAACAGAAUAGAAGAAGCAAGUAAAGCUGUAGACAAGGAGAGAGAGAAGAACGUCAGUCUUCUGCAUUUGAUAUUUCCACCUCACAUUGCAAAAAGACUAUGGUUAGGCGAAAAGAUCGAAGCCAAGAGUCACGAUGACGUAACAAUGCUGUUCAGCGACAUCGUCGGCUUCACCUCAAUCUGCGCCACGGCCACGCCGAUGAUGGUCAUCGAUAUGCUAGAAGACCUGUACACCGUGUUUGACGUCUUCUGUGAGGAGCUCGACGUUUACAAGGUGGAGACGAUCGGCGACGCGUACUGCGUGGCGAGCGGAUUGCACAGGAAGAUCGACACGCACGCGCCGCAAAUCGCGUGGAUGGCCAUGCGCAUGGUCGAGACGUGCGCGCUGCACUUCACCCACGAAGGGCAUCCUAUUAAGAUGCGCAUAGGCCUCCACACCGGGACUGUAUUAGCCGGAGUAGUGGGACGCACUAUGCUCAAAUAUUGCCUCUUCGGACACAACGUCACGCUGGCCAAUAAGUUCGAGUCCGGUUCUGAACCUUUGAAGAUUAACGUCAGUCCGACCACGUACGAGUGGCUGAUAAAAUUUCCGGGCUUUGAGAUGGAGCCUCGGGAGCGCUCGUGUCUCCCCAAUUCUUUCCCUAAGGACACACCGGGAACUUGUUAUUUUCUACACAAGUACAACCAUCCUGGAACAGACCCGACCGCGCCGCAGGUCAAACAUAUAGAAGAUGCGUUGAAAGAUUUCGGGAUUGGGCAAGUGAAAGCAGAUGUCACUGAAGAACCUACUUAGUCGAGGUAAAGUGAAAUAACACAAGCAUAAGAUUUAGGAGGGAAUGUC
Messenger RNA from Cydia strobilella, 2160 nucleotides. RefSeq names its product head-specific guanylate cyclase (gene Gycalpha99B). Bases 25 to 2112 code for a protein of 695 amino acids. The record is from RefSeq and is a predicted model, not a curated record. Gene Ontology annotation, cellular component: guanylate cyclase complex, soluble. Lineage: Eukaryota; Metazoa; Arthropoda; Insecta; Lepidoptera; Tortricidae. The transcript has 14 exons. Gene Ontology annotation, molecular function: guanylate cyclase activity; heme binding. Gene Ontology annotation, biological process: response to oxygen levels; cGMP biosynthetic process.